Molecule: messenger RNA, 1425 nt
Organism: Kickxella alabastrina
Lineage: Eukaryota; Fungi; Kickxellomycota; Kickxellomycetes; Kickxellales; Kickxellaceae
Exons: 3
Coding region: 1-1239 (412 amino acids)
Source: RefSeq, a predicted model, not a curated record
AUGUGUGCAACCAUUGCCACACACUGUGGCCAAGAUUACACGGGCAUCGUCGACACUGACGCCAAAAUUUUUGAGACCGCUGAGGCUGCCGAGACGUUCGAGAGCGCUGUCGCCCUGUUGCAUAGAAGACACAUGCGCUACAGCCUCUACCAAGCUCUUUCCGACGCCAAACCGGGUCUUCUCGGAAUGCAGGCCGCACAGUUGAGCGCUGAAAACAAGCUGCUGGACAGCCAGGCCCGUCCCAUGACCGAGUCUAAGCUCGCGGAAAUGGAGCACAAAAAUGCGGCUCUUCACGCAACAAUUUGCAACCUUCAACACGGGCAUGCUGAAUCAAGGGCUGCUUGCGCUCAGGAGACAAAGGCCCGAUUUGCAGCCGAGACCGCUCGUGCAGAGGCGGAGACUGCUUGUACAAAGACGGAGAGCAAAACUGCAACUCUGCGCGCCAGAGCCAACGCCCGCCAGGUCAGCCUCGUCAGCACGGAGGCUUUUCUCAUUGAGGCACUUGAGCUUGCAGACGCUGCGGCUGAAAGAGCCCUUCUCUGCGAGAGCGCUCACUUAACGGCUAUCUUCAAUCUGAAAGUAGAGUCCACCGCACGCGCUGUGGCCGACUCCAAGCUCACUGAGGCUUUUGAUUUUGUGGAAUCAUCCUGCGCGCGGUUCGAUUUUAUUUGUGCCGAGGUCGGCGUCCAACGUGGCAAGCUCGACUCUGCCUACGACCUUGCAGUUUCUAUGGGCAAUCAGCUCAGCUGGACCCGCGCUAAGGUACACGCCCCCCUUCAACCCAAGGUUGCCCAAGCCGAGUCAAUAGCUGCUGACAAGCCCCUUUGGACGGCGAAUUCGAAUGUGGCCCUCACCAGCAACACUUCCACCGAAGCCGAGACCGAGGUUGAGGCCGAGGUCGAGCUUUCCAGUGCCAAGUUUUUGCGAAAGGAGUUUAAGCUCAACAGUGCUGAAGGCAUAAUUGCUUUGGCAAAGGCCAACAACAGACUCAGGGUUUUAGCAGACAAAUCGUAUCGGCUUAUGGAAGAACGUGACGAGGCAUUGGACACUGUCGAUAAUUUGUGCAAUAAAAUUAAUGAUUUACGCGAUGAAUUGGAUGAUCUGUAUCGCGUCCGCGCUUCAGCGAAUAUCGAGGCUAACCGCAGGUUUAACAAGAUUAAGGCCCUGCGUGAAAAGACACAGUCCCUCCUAGCUGAACACUGCACUUCUGGUCGGAGAUCGGAUGGCAAUAGUGCAUAAUUGUGCCAAUUCCGCCGACACUGCCAGAAAAAUUUCGACAAAGCAACGGCACAAGUGUACAUAACACAAAGGCCGCUGCUGACCAUCAACAAUGAUAGGCAAAACACUUCCUAAGUUUCAUUGAUGGCGGCGCAAGUGCUUGGGCAUUGGAGCUGUACCGGGUCCAAUGCCAAGUCCGAAUCGACC